Molecule: messenger RNA, 2335 nt
Organism: Labrus bergylta (ballan wrasse)
Lineage: Eukaryota; Metazoa; Chordata; Actinopteri; Labriformes; Labridae
Gene: ap2s1
Product: adaptor related protein complex 2 subunit sigma 1
Biological process (GO): intracellular protein transport; clathrin-dependent endocytosis
Cellular component (GO): intracellular membrane-bounded organelle; AP-2 adaptor complex; membrane coat
Molecular function (GO): clathrin-cargo adaptor activity
Source: RefSeq, a predicted model, not a curated record
ACGACUGGGUCUGGCACUUCCUGUAAAGCUAGCUGUGGGUAGCGGACAAGCGGUCGAAGAAAUUACUGAUGUUUUUAUGUAAAAUCGUGGUAUAAUUGUCGAGGGACGUGAUAUUCUGGAGCUUCUAAGGGUCAUAUUUAGGAGACGACAAUGAUCCGCUUCAUCCUCAUCCAGAACCGAGCAGGGAAGACGCGACUGGCCAAAUGGUACAUGCAGUUUGAUGAUGAUGAGAAGCAGAAGUUGAUUGAAGAAGUGCAUGCUGUGGUAACUGUCAGAGAUGCCAAGCACACCAACUUUGUGGAGUUCAGGAACUUCAAGAUCAUUUACAGGCGUUAUGCUGGACUGUACUUCUGUAUUUGUGUGGACGUGACUGAUAACAACUUGGCAUACCUAGAGGGAAUUCACAACUUUGUAGAGGUGCUGAAUGAGUAUUUCCACAACGUGUGUGAGUUGGACCUUGUGUUCAAUUUCUACAAGGUGUACACGGUGGUGGAUGAGAUGUUUCUCGCAGGAGAGAUCAGGGAGACCAGCCAGACCAAGGUCCUCAAGCAGCUCCUCAUGCUCCAGUCGCUUGAGUAGAAAAAUGGAGAACCAUCCUUCCUACCUUACUGCUGCCCUGGCACCCAAACCCACCUACUCAUUGUGCCGGUGUCUCUGUAAAAGGCCUCCCUUCUCUACUCAGCAGACCUCACUUAAGACACAACUUCAGGAGGCAUGUUUUUAGAAAUAGAAAUAUUGUUUACAUUAUGCAUACGUAGAUGGAGGUUCAUUGAACCUGUUUGUUAUAGCAGUCUGUAUAUAACUGUUGCACUGCUAAUGAAGAUACCCCUUAUAAAUCUAUACAUUUCAACAUGUUAACAUUUCAUAUACAGAACACUAAGAGGACACGCAUCCUUCCAUUUAAUUGUUCUUGGUUUUCGAUGAUGACGAGUAAAUAUCAGCUGUUUUUCCUAGAUGAUAACUCUUUCAUCUCAUUAACUCUGGAUAACAACACUGGUGAUUACAAGUUCAUCUUCUCAAGAUCUUGGGAAAUAAACUUAUAUUUGAAAACCCAGGGUUGUUAUCUGGAGACGACGAGAUGAAGAAGUCAAGAUCUCGACAAAAAAAACAUCUGGAAAUUACUUGUUACCGUGGAACAAAAAAAUGAGUAGACUUAAAUGUAUGGAUGCUUUUCUGCUUGGGGAUCUGUAUAGACCACCUAAGUUACAAUUAACAUUCCCCAGAGGCUGCGGAACAAUUCAAGUGGUAACCAGUUGGUCUUUGCAUUCACAUCUGCUGUUCAGAAUCACCGCAGUAACUCUGCGUUCUCCUGCCCUCGUCCUCUCCUCCCUUUAAUAUCCAACUCCAACUUUCAUAUAACAGCACUACUUUAACUAGCAAGCACCCUGUAUAAAGAGAGACCGCCUAUAAUGAUCCACGAGCACUGAGCACUUACUAUGACCGUGCAAGCCAUCUCUAAAUCCAUGACCUUGCCUGUGAUGGGGUAUUAGACUUGUUGUCACGCCUUGUGCUCAUUUAAUUUCUGGAUCACAGUACAAGCAAACUACAUCUAGAAAGCCCUUUGGAGCAAUUGACCCAGCACAGCAGGUUCAUAAUUGAAUGGAGUGUACUCAGGUUGAGUGCCAUUCUGAUGGUGUGCUAUGCCAAGCUGUGCUGUGUCGGACGUCCUCACAGCUGAUGAGAAUAAACAGUGUAGGUUAUGUGAGUGCAGAUGGCAACUCUCUGGGUGCUGUAAUUGUUUUUAAUGCUAAUUGUCUACAUCAUCUUGUGCAACUUACUACAUAAACAUACAGAACAGAGCGCACUUAGAUGGAAAAAGAUCUGGACACAAAGUACAUUUGACCUGAAGUAGUGCUGUGAAGUUUGCUUUGUAUGAUGUGUGUGGACAUACAGUGUAUCUUGUUGAAUAUUGUGAAAUGAACAGAUCCAUUUCUCGAGGAGUGGUUCUGCUCAUUAUGUUGUCUGAGCAGUAUUUGUUGUUGAAGAUCCAUAAAAUAAAUUUGCUUUUAAACACGUUUCAUGAACUUUGGCCAACACAAUCCUCUUUUAUUCAUAUCUGUUUGCUGGACUUUAAUGAUUGACAUUAUCUAGCGUAGCCUACUUCCUCCAACCAGUCAUCAGGGUGUCAAAGGUGGUUUCAAAUGUUACUGUUGUUCAACUUUUGUAUUUUUUUUUUUUCUAAUGAUUUGGCAUUUGUGAAAUAUGAACUGCAUUCCUUAUUGUCCCGUGUGAGUUUUUUGAUGAAUGAUGUGAUUGUAUGUAUUACUGUCUGAUUCAGUUACCCACAUCAAUAUGUCCCAUUAUAUGUAAAUAAAAACAAACGGAUGAAUACAAA